This is a messenger RNA of Rotaria sp. Silwood2, 2700 nucleotides long. Lineage: Eukaryota; Metazoa; Rotifera; Eurotatoria; Philodinida; Philodinidae. The record is from the annotation of a GenBank genome assembly.
AUGUUAUAUUCGUGGUGUUUUCGUCACUUGCUAUUAUCUAUUAUACUCGGAAACUUUAAUGUACAGUAUACAAUUGCAAUUUGGCCGCUUUCAAACGUUUCAAAUAUUCAAGUAUUAGGUCUCUUUCAAGAUAUAGCAAACACAUCUAAACCUACGGAAUUGUCAGUUCAUUCUCGUGCUAUGUUUAAAGCUGCAGUAGUUCUUUCACAACAAUAUAAUAUUAAAAUUGACGAACAAUACAUUGGAUGGAAAGCAACACAAACUGGUGGUAAUAGAAUAGGUGCUCUUAGUAGUACAUGUUUAAUAAUGUCCACUUCGAACAUUGUUGGUAUUAUUGGACCGACAUAUUCAAGAGAAGCUCAUAUUAUUGCUGAAUUUGCCAAAUCAGUUCGUAUUCCUGUAAUAUCAUAUGGUGCAACUAAUCCUGAUUUAUCUGAUCGAAAUUCAUAUCCAGCAUUUUAUCGCACAGUUCCUUCAGAUACUGCUGCUGCAUCGUCAAUUGUACAAUUAUUUGUUCGAUUUAAUUGGACAUCUUCUAUAAUUAUCUAUCAAAAUGAUGAAUUUGGAUCCGGUGGAGUUGAAGCAAUAAGUCAUGCAUUUAGUAAAAAUAAAUUGAUUGUCAGUCAAACAUUAAUAUUUGAUAUAGCGACACAAAGUAUUCGAGGUGACUUAACAGAUCUUUUAUCUAGUAGUUCAACACGAAUUGUUCUACUAUGGGUAGAAACUAAUUAUACACCAUUAGUUAUAAAAUAUGCACUUGAUUGUAAUGUUCUUGGACCACAAUUCACAUGGAUAUUACGAUCAAGUAUUUCAUUAGAUUUUUUUAAUCAAACUUCAUAUCCAAAUUUAAUUGGUAUACUUUCUAUAGAACCCGUUGCAGGAAAUAUUGUCAAUGCACCAAUAAAUACAUCAUUAUUAAAUUCAGCUUAUAGUAUUUGGCAACAAUAUGAACCUGAAACAUUUCCCGGACCGAUGAAAGUCAAUUAUUAUGCUCUAUUUACAUUCGAUGCAACUUGGGCAUUAAUUCAAUCAUUGAAACAAUUUUGUUCAACAUAUACAAAUCAUUCCUCAUUCUGCAUAUCAAUUGUCAACAGUUCAUUCUGUUAUGAUCGUCUUUUUCUUAAUGGUAAUUCGUUUUAUAAUACGAUUAGUUUAACAGAAUUUCUUGGUGUAUCUGGUUCGAUAAAGUUUAGUACAAACGUAACAGAUAGAAUAGAUGGUGUUUAUUAUGUUAUACAAAAUAUUCAAUCAUCUGUAAAUGGUCUAUAUUUUGUGCCAGUAUUACAAUGGUCUCAAUCUAAUAAUUGGAAAACAUAUUCAAAAACAGAUAUCAUUGUAUGGCCUGGUAAUUCAUUAAAAUCUCCUACUGGUUUUGCUGGACUUGCAGGUGUUAACUUGAAAAUUUGUGUUAUUGAAGCAUUGCCAUUCACAAUACAAACUGAUUUCUUGAAAAAUAAUACGAUCAAAUUAACUGGUUAUGUACCUGAUCUUAUUGAUAUUUUAAAAAAUAAAAUGGGAUUUAUUCCUAAUAUUAUAUUAUCACAAUCGAAUCAGACUUAUAAUGGAUUAGUUCAAGCAGUAGCAAAUGGUGUUUGUGAUUUGGUAGUAGGUGAUGUUACUAUAACUGCUGCACGAAGAGAAAUAGUCGAUUUUUCUAAUUCAAUAUUUGAUAAUUCAUUACGCAUUAUUAUUCGAAAAUCAAAUUCAAUUGAUGUUGAUUUUUUUUCAUAUUUAAGACCAUUUUCAGUUACUCUAUGGUUAACACUUCUUGCUGGUUUUAUAUAUGCUGCUAUCUUACUAUGUCUAUUAGAACGACAAGAUAAUGAAGCAUUGAAAAAUAAAUCGAUUAUUUCAUCUAUUUCAAUGAGUAUGUGGUAUUCUGUUGGUACUAUUAUGGGAUAUGGUGCAGAUUUUCAUGUUCAAACAGCUGCUGGAAGAGUAUUAAGUGUAGGUUUAUAUAUGUUAAGUUUGGUAUUAGUAGCUACAUAUACGGCAAAUUUAGCAUCUGAUUUAACAAUAUCAAAAUCAAAAGAUUUUAUUUCUGGAAUUGAUGAUAUUAAAAAUGGAAAAUUAUCUUUUAAUCGUAUUGGUAUUCUAGCUGGAUCAUCAUUGGAAGAUUUUUAUUUACAUGAAAUUUCUUGUGGUAGUAGAAAUUUUUAUCCAUUAAAAUCUCAAAAUGAAAUAUAUAUCAAAUUAUUAGAUAAAACUAUUGAUGUUGCAAUAUCGGAUGCUGCUCUUUUAGAAUAUGUAACGAAAAAAAUCUAUUGUAAUUUAACUCUUGUUGGAAUAGAUUUUAGUCGUAGUUCAUAUGGUAUUGUUAUUCCUAAACAAUGGUUAUAUGCAAAAGAUUUAGAUGUUGUUAUAUUAUCAUUAAGAGAAUCAGGUGUUCUUGAUGAUUUAAAAAGAAAAUGGUUUGAAGGAAAUCUUUGUCUAGAUUCAUUUUCAUCUGAUAAAUCUACAAGUAUAAAUGUUGGAUCAAUGAGUGGUUUACUUGUUACAUUUGGAAUAAUUACUAUUCUAUCAUUGAUAUUAUUUGCAUGGACAAAAAAAUUUUUUAUAAAAAAAUUUCAAUGGAUAUCAUCAUGUCAAAAGAAUCAUUUAUUUGAUUCACAAGUCUUUCAUAUAAGACAUUCAAUCAAAACUUUUUCUAAACAUAAGAAUAAUUCUCAAACAACUUUGUAUGAUGUAACAAGAUUUUAA